Girardinichthys multiradiatus is the source of this 2381-nucleotide messenger RNA. RefSeq names its product annexin A11a (gene anxa11a). Gene Ontology annotation, biological process: cytokinetic process; phagocytosis. Gene Ontology annotation, molecular function: calcium ion binding; calcium-dependent phospholipid binding. Bases 147 to 1781 code for a protein of 544 amino acids. The record is from RefSeq and is a predicted model, not a curated record. NCBI's taxonomy places the organism in Eukaryota, Metazoa, Chordata, Actinopteri, Cyprinodontiformes, Goodeidae. Gene Ontology annotation, cellular component: cytoplasm. The transcript is spliced from 15 exons.
CACAUGAUGAACUUUGCGUCAGAGCUGCGUCACUACAGAGAUGGGCGGGUCCCCUAAGUGGAAAAUGUGUCCCACCCAUUGGGGUUCGACGCUUCAUCUCAGUAGGCUUUCGCACUUCAGGAAGAGAACAGAAGCAGACUAAAACAAUGAGCUACCCAGGAUACCCCCCUCAGGCAGGCACAUAUCCACCACAACCUGGGUUUUACCCUUCACAACCAGCUGGUUACCCACCUCAGCCAGGAGUUUACCCUCCCCAAACAGGAGGCUAUCCUCCUCAGCCCGGUGCCUAUCCACCGCAGUUGGGUGGUUAUCCUCCUCAGGCUGGAGCCUACCCAACACCAUUACCCACAGGCUCGUGGGGUGGUGGCCCCUCUGGUGGAUAUCCCACCACUGCUCCUGGCAGCUAUCCCAACCCUGGAUACAAUGCAGGCGUGGCCAACCAGAUCUCUGCUGGCAUGGGGGUGUUUACUCCAAACCCAUCCAUGUUUCCCCAAGCACCUGGGGGGUACCCACCUGCACCAGGAGGGUACCCAUCUGACCCCCAUGUGGGUGGAAAUGGUGCCCUCUAUCCUAACCUACAGUCAUAUGGCGUGUACCCACAGCAGGGAGGCACCAUGCCCCAACAACAGUAUCCUGCGAUGGGCUACCCCGGCCAGCCUGGACAGACAAUGCCUGGAUACCCCCAAGCACCAUCACCCAACCCACCCAUGCCCGGCUUUGGAGGAGCACCAGCACCUAUGCCAGGAUAUCCGAAUGCCCCGUCACCUAAUCCAUCAAUGCCAGCCUAUGGAGGAGGAGCCAUGCCAGUAGUUCCACCUGUCGAUAGAGGAUUUAGGGGAACAAUCAAGGACUUCCCUGGAGCUGAUCCACUGAAAGAUGUGGAGGUCCUGAGGAAAGCUAUGAAGGGCUUUGGAACCGACGAGCAAGCCAUAAUUGACCUACUGGGCAGUCGCUCCAAUAAGCAGCGAGUACCUUUACUCCGAGCCUACAAAACAUCUUAUGGGAAGGAUCUAAUUAAAGAUCUGCAUUCGGAACUUUCUGGAGAUUUUAGGAACCUGGUCAUGGCCAUGCUGAAGAGCCCAGCUGAGUUUGACACCUCUGAACUCCACAAUGCUAUGAAGGGAGCUGGAACCGAUGAAGCCUGUCUGAUAGAGAUCUUAUCCUCGCGCUCCAAUGCUGAAAUCAGAGAAAUAAACCGGAUUUACAAAGAAACCUAUAAGAAAUCUCUGGAAGAUGCCAUUAAGAACGACACCUCAGGCCACUUCCGCCGGCUCCUGAUCUCCCUGGCUCAGGGUAAUCGAGAUGAAAGAGAGAAUGUUGAUGUGUCCCUCGCUCAACAAGACGCUCAGAUGCUGUAUGCUGCUGGAGAAAACAAACUUGGCACAGAUGAGUCCAAAUUCAAUGCCAUUCUGUGUGCAAGAAGCAAACCACAUCUCAGAACAGUGUUUUAUGAAUACCAGAAGAUGUGUGGCAGAGAUAUUGAGGGCAGCAUCAGCAGAGAGAUGUCUGGAGACCUUGAGAGUGGCAUGUUGGCCGUGGUGAAGUGCAUUAAAAACACACCAGGCUACUUUGCAUGGAGACUUCAGAAGUCCAUGAAGGGGCUUGGGACUAAAGACAGAACCCUAAUCCGGAUCAUGGUCUCCCGUUCAGAGAUGGACAUGCUGGAUAUUCGUCAGGAAUAUGUUAAAAACUAUGGAAAAUCGCUGUACAUGCACAUCCAUGCAGACACAUCAGGAGACUACAGGAAGCUGCUGAUAAAGCUCUGCGGUGGCAAUGACUGAAAAGGAGAGAUUGGCUGCAUUAGAAUAGGAGCAUUCAGGGAUAUUAACAGCAUUAAGAUGUUUCUAUGGAUGUUAUGUUUCUGGCUCCUCUGUAUGAAUUAUACCCCAACUACAUACCUGCACACCAUGCCAAUGCUUCUUUUUGUAUGAUCACAUAGCGUCACCAGUGGCAAGUUGUUUUUCUAUGUAGACCUUUUUUUUUUUUUUUUUCAUUUGCUUUAUAUUUACAGCAUUUUUAAAUUGUUUAUUACCAUGAAAGUUGAAAACUGAAAUCAAAAUUUUAGCCAUAUAUUUUUAAGAAUUUUUAUUAUUAUUAUUUUUUUGCUACUACAGAUGUGUCAUCGGGAUUAGAUGUCAAAGAAUAUCUUGAAUGUCUGUCACCUGGUUUAUUAAUUUGCAGGAAUGCUGAAGAACCAAAGUACAAGAUGAUGUUUGCAAGUGUAUAAUCUAAUCUGUAGUUUGUCUCCAGUUACAUAUUAUUGUUUACUAUAGUGGUGCCGUGUUUCCAGCUGAUACUUCAGUUUGUUCUCAAUGUGCCUGUUACUGUUUCUCGUAAAACUCAGCAUGCCAGUUAAUAAAUUGCAAGUAGAGAAAAGAAAA